Molecule: messenger RNA, 3153 nt
Organism: Rhodotorula toruloides NP11
Lineage: Eukaryota; Fungi; Basidiomycota; Microbotryomycetes; Sporidiobolales; Sporidiobolaceae
Product: chromatin modification-related protein
Exons: 6
Coding region: 1-3153 (1050 amino acids)
Source: RefSeq, a predicted model, not a curated record
AUGGGGCGCGCCAGCCAAGCCGCGGACAGUCGAACAGAGGCGGACUACAUGACCAUGCGGAGCCGCGCGAUCCAGCCGAAAGAGGCGAGGCUGGCUGCACUCGCAUCGACUCGGGAUGAACAGCUGGCGGAUCUGCUGGUCGCGGUGCAGGACAAGGGGCGAUCUGUCGAGUUUGAGGCUGGCUUGAGAGGGCGGAAACGGCGAAAGCUGGCAGGCGGUCCUGAUCGCGGCGAAGGGGUGACCCAGGGGCUCGAGCAGUUCAAGCAACGCUUCAGCGAUGCCAAAAGUCUCCAGCAACUCGACCUCUCCCUUGCGCCUCUCUCUCCCAGCCCUCCUCCUCCUUCGCGGACGACCACCGCACGGCAAGCAGUCCCCGUAACGCCGGCCAAACCUCCGCUCAGUAGCGAUGUCGUGAACGAUUCGGAAGAAGAUGCGGAAGGCGAGGAGGAAGAGGACGAGGAGAUGGCCGUUGCCGAGGCUCUCGCGCCCCCAGGCGUGUCAGUCACGACGUCAGGUGCAUCAAACGGUACUGCUGCACGAGCAGGAACAGAUACCGCCGCGACGACGCCGCAACCGCAGAUCUCCCUUACCGCUCCAUCCGCACCUGCUUCCACCGCCGUCUCGCCUUCGCCUACACCCUCGACGUCCCAACAACCAGCAACUGUCUCUCCCUACCUUCUGCAAGGUACGCAGCAGGGUCAUGCCGCAACGACUCCACCAGUAGCUGGCCCUGCUCGACCUCCCUUCGUCCCUGUCCCGCCUUACACGUCACUCUUCGGUAUCGAGGAGAUCUCCUCCGACUACGCAUCGACUCUCCCUCCCGUUCGUCACGACAUCCUCCGCCGGCGCCUCAACACGUCCCUCCUUCUCCGCUCAAACAACAAGAAGGCGUCGAAGUCGACCGCACCCUCCUCGUCCUCUCAGCUCAUCCAGCCCGACCUGUACAAGCUCCACGUCCGCGCCCAGCACAUGGGCGCAAAGACGUUCCUCGGCCCCGGCAAGCGCGUGCACAACGCGCUCACGACGCACGAAUGGCAGGUCGGGACGGACGAGAUGAGGUCCAUCCGGGCGUUUGAGCGGAUUGAGCAGCUCAAGGCGGAGAGGAAGUGGAGUUUUAGGCAGCCGAAGAAGCAGCGGACGGGAGUUGUGCCGAAAGCGCACUGGGAUCAUGUCCUUGACGAGAUGCGAUGGAUGCAGAUCGACUUCCGCCAGGAGACGCGCUGGAAGGUCGUGACAGCGUACAAGCUCGCUCGCGCAUGUCGCGCCUAUGUCCGAGCGUCAGAGGACGAUCGACCGGCGCUGCGAGUGCAGGUACGGGAACCGCGGCGACUGAGCGACGAGGAGGUCGAGGCGCGUUUGCGGGGAGAGAUGCCGGAGAAGGAGAAGAUGGAGGUUGAGGCGGAUGACGAGGACGCGGAGGAGGAGAAAGCGAAGAAGGCGGACAAGGGGAAGGGAAAGGAGCGCGAGAUGUCGGAGGACGUGGAUGCGGAUGGCGAGGAGGAUGCGGACGGCGAGGCGGACGAUGCGACACCAGCCCCCGCGCAGGCUACGGCUGCGACCUCGUCCGGCAACUCGACGACGAAGUCGACUCCGGCAAACCCGGUCGUUCCUGUCGCGAAUGCGCCGCCGGGAGCAGGCAAAGCUGGCGGGAGUGCCGGUAACGAGGCGACGCCUGCGCCGUCGACUUCUGGCAUGUCUCGCUCGCAGGCUCAGCAGCUCGCGGCGGAACGAGCAGAUGCCCAAGCCCGACACGUCCAAAACCUCAUCACCUUCCGUCGACCAAUCUUCGACGCGCCGCACGACGACACCAUUGUCGACCCGCUCUUCCUCGCCGCGUUGCAGGAAGCUGCAGUUGAGGCGGCGAGCUUGCCUCUCGACGAGAAUCCCUUCCUCGCAUACGACUUCACCAACCUCUUCCCCGACCUUCCGCUCUACUCCGACUUUACCGUCGCGAGUGACCCUUCACUCGACCGCCGCGUCGAGGACUCGUCCGCAUGGGCAGGUCGACUCGCGCACGUCACUCGCCUGCUCGAGAGUAAGCCGCUCCUUGUCGGCACCCUCGAGCCGAGCAAGACCCGGGUCGACAAGCAGCACUGGGCUCCUGGCACCGGCACCUUCAUCGAGGACAUCAAGGAGCCGAUUGACCCCCGCGAGACGGCGCCGACAUCGGCAUCCGCCCUUUUCGCCGGCCGCAGACCGAAAGACGCUGUCCUCGGGGACGUCCUGCAGAAGCCGGCCGAGCUGCCGAACGCAGAGCUGCGCGCAACUACGCUCCUCUGGCUGCCCGAGGAAGACGCGAUGCUUCUCGCGCUACAGAAGCAGUACGGGUUCAACUGGAACCUCAUCUCGCACGUCUUUAAUCUGGCCACGCACCGCCCUGCGCCAGACCGCCGCGAAGCCUGGGACGUCUACGAUCGGUGGGACAGGCUCGUCGGACCUGGCAGCAAGAAGACCUUGCCUGACGGUACCGAGAUCGUUCGCCCGCCGCCCGACUGGAUGCCGCCCGUCGACAAGACCGGCAAGCCCCUCCCGAUUAUCGGCGACGGCAGCAAGAAGAAGGCGCGGCAUGCGGCGAUCAUGGAGGCGAUGAAGCGGGCGCAGAAGAAGCGUGAGCUGGCGGCGAGCAAGCAGAACACCGGCGGUUUCCCUCGACGAGUUAACAUGGGCAUGCACGAGUCGCACAACCUGCCGCCUCGCCCGACCUGGUCGCCGAUGGAAUGGUCCGUCUUCCGCGCCGAGCAGGACCAGCAGAAGAUCCGCCUUCGUCAGCAGCAAGCCGCUGCGCAAGCCGCCGCUCAGCAGCAGCAGCAACAACGUCUCCAGCAGCAAGGUCCGCCCGGUCAACAGGGUCGUCACCCUCAGCUUAUGGCCGCCCAAGCGGCCGCGCACGCCUCGCCGAACGGCACUCCAGCCGCGCUCCCCGGCUCGCCGUCUGCCGCGCACGCUCAGCUCGGAGUCAACGGCACGCCGCCUAUCCAGAUGCAGCAGCUCCCGAAUGGCCAGACACCGCAGCUCACGCCCGAACAGCUGCAAAUGCUCCAGCAGCGGCAGCGUGAGCUGCUUCAGGCGCAGGCUCAGGCAGCGGCAGCUCAGCAAGCAGCAGCGCGAGCCGCUCAGGCGCAGGCGCAACAGAUUAACGGAGGUGCGGAAUGA